Molecule: messenger RNA, 1636 nt
Organism: Bradysia coprophila
Lineage: Eukaryota; Metazoa; Arthropoda; Insecta; Diptera; Sciaridae
Biological process (GO): regulation of transcription by RNA polymerase II
Cellular component (GO): nucleus
Molecular function (GO): DNA-binding transcription factor activity, RNA polymerase II-specific
Source: RefSeq, a predicted model, not a curated record
UUCUGUACCCAGGUUCUGUCAAAUGAGAAAAAAAGGUGAAACGUCACUAUAGUCACUAAAUAGUCAAUAGCAAUUAAAUUAUUAUUGGAAUAUUCAAAUCAUCAAUAUAUGAACAAUCGAUAAAGUGAUUAUGUUCAGCUGAAUAAUAUAUCAAAGCGGAAAUGGAUGAUUCAAACUACAUGAACUAUGACAUAAACAACCAUCAAACGUACGACACGCUAACCAGCCAAUUAAUCGAACCGGCGCCACAAUACAACCAAUGCGAGGUGCGACUGGAAACAUUCGAUCAAGCGUUCAAAUCUCAUGCUCUAAUGCUGAACGAUGACCGGAACCGGCCGAGUCCCAUCGAAUGUGAUGUGUGCAAGAAAUCGUUCACGCUGAUCCAACAUCUACGCAUCCACAUGCACAUACACAACGACGAGAAGAAAUUCCAAUGCGAAUUGUGUCCCGAGCAAUUUGUGCUCGAAACGGAUCUCACCAACCAUAUGAAACAGCAUUCGGACAAUUACAAGCCGUUCAAGUGCAAGAUUUGCGGUCAGGCGUACAGUCACGAGCGGAAUCUGAAGGUUCAUCAGCAGGUUCACAUCAACAAUGUUAUGUUUAAAUGCGACCAAUGUGAUAAGGAAUUCAAUCAGAUGUUUAGCCUCAAGAUUCAUAUGAACGUGCACAACAACAAACCUUACAAAUGCAGUUUAUGUGAAAAAACAUUUUCGCAAUCGUCCAACUUAAAGAAUCACCUCAACGUUCAUAACGGCCAUCGGCCGCACAAAUGUGACGUUUGCGGCAAGGGCUUUAAUCAAAUCUCGAGCUUACGAUCCCACAAGUACGGGCAUACAGGUGACAAGCCCCACAAAUGUACGGUUUGUGACAAGACUUACACCCAAUCGUCGAGUCUGAAGGUACACAUGAACAUCCACAACGGAUUCAAACCGUACAAAUGUCAUAUCUGCUUAAAGGAAUUUACGGAUCCUUCAAAUUUCCGGAAACACAAAGCAACAACACAUUCCGUUUAGACCAUACCACUGCUGCAUGACUGUAUACUACAUGUGGGUGGAGGGAGAGAGAGAAAGAGAGAGAGUGAUGAAACCGGAGGUACUUUGUUAUUCCGUCACCGAACCAAACAUUCCAUGCAAUCUUGCCAUUGUUGUCACAUUCCACUCGGUUGUUUUUGAUCCCACUGCUGUCCGCUGCGUAUUUCAUCAAUCUCUCACUCUAUCUAUCUACCUCCGUCUUAUCGACAAUUUGCAUGCAUACCUAUCAUCGACAUCGACAAUUUUCACCGGAUUAUUAGUCUCACCAAUUUUUUGUUUGUUUUCGGUUUAAAAAGACUUUGCAUGUCACUUGCGUGUGCAGCGUCGACUCAUCCACUUUCCUCUCGCACACUGACCCAAUGUCUGCCCACUUUCGAUUCCAACUCGCAAUUUGAUUGUUACCCACCAGGAUGACAAAGUGGUUGAGAUUGGGUCAGCUCACUGGUCGGGGUGUUCGCUGCACUCAAGCAAAUAGAUAUAGUGUCAGGAUUGAGGUCUGGUCUACAAUCAAUUCCUGCUGUUGUGAUAACAGAUGUUUGAGAGCUGGUUAGCUUGGGUGUGAAAUGUUUUCUCGAAAUAAAUUAGGGAAAUUCGUCAAAUUUCGG